Closterium sp. Yama58-4 is the source of this 5331-nucleotide messenger RNA. NCBI's taxonomy places the organism in Eukaryota, Viridiplantae, Streptophyta, Zygnematophyceae, Desmidiales, Closteriaceae. The record is from the annotation of a GenBank genome assembly.
AUGCAAGAGACGCAACGUGCGGAAGAUGGAAACACGCUAUCCCACACUGCACACACUUGCACCAACUUACACUCGCCUCACCCUCACAUCACCUCCCCUCACAUCACCUCCCCUCACAUCACCUCCCCUCACAUCACCUCCCCUCACAUCACCUCCCCUCACAUCACCUCCCCUCACAUCACCUCCCCUCACAUCGCCUCCCCUCACAUCACCUCCCCUCACAUCACCUCCCCUCACAUCACCUCCCCUCACAUCACCUCCCCUCACAUCACCUCCCCUCACAUCACCUCCCCUCACAUCACCUCCCCUCACAUCACCUCCCCUCACAUCACCUCCCCUCACAUCACCUCCCCUCACAUCACCUCCCCUCACACCACCUCCCCUCACAUCGCCUCCCCUCACAUCGCCUCCCCUCACAUCACCUCCCCUCACAUCGCCUCCCCUCACAUCACCUCCCCUCACAUCACCUCCCCUCACAUCACCUCCCCUCACAUCACCUCCCCUCACAUCACCUCCCCUCACAUCACCUCCCCUCACAUCACCUCCCCUCACACCACCUCCCCUCACAUCGCCUCCCCUCACAUCGCCUCCCCUCACAUCACCUCCCCUCACAUCGCCUCCCCUCACAUCACCUCCCCUCACAUCACCUCCCCUCACAACACCUCCCCUCACAUCACCUCCCCUCACAUCACCUCCCCUCACAUCACCUCCCCUCACAUCGCCUCCCCUCACAUCACCUCCCCUCACAUCGCCUCCCCUCACAUCACCUCCCCUCACAUCACCUCCCCUCACAUCACCUCCCCUCACAUCACCUCCCCUCACAUCACCUCCCCUCACAUCACCUCCCCUCACAUCACCUCCCCUCACAUCACCUCCCCUCACAUCACCUCCCCUCACAUCACCUCCCCUCACAUCGCCUCCCCUCACACCACCUCCCCUCACAUCGCCUCCCCUCACAUCGCCUCCCCUCACAUCACCUCCCCUCACAUCGCCUCCCCUCACAUCACCUCCCCUCACGUCACCUCCCCUCACAUCACCUCCCCUCACAUCACCUCCCCUCACAUCACCUCCCCUCACAUCGCCUCCCCUCACAUCGCCUCCCCUCACAUCGCCUCCCCUCACAUCGCCUCCCCUCACAUCGCCUCCCCUCACAUCGCCUCCCCUCACAUCGCCUCCCCUCACAUCGCCUCCCCUCACAUCACCUCCCCUCACAUCACCUCCCCUCACAUCACCUCCCCUCACAUCACCUCCCCUCACAUCACCUCCCCUCACAUCACCUCCCCUCACAUCGCCUCCCCUCACAUCGCCUCCCCUCACAUCACCUCCCCUCACAUCACCUCCCCUCACACCACCUCCCCUCAUAUCGCCUCCCCUCACAUCACCUCCCCUCACAUCGCCUCCCCUCACAUCGCCUCCCCUCACAUCACCUCCCCUCACAUCACCUCCCCUCACAUCACCUCCCCUCACAUCACCUCCCCUCACAUCACCUCCCCUCACAUCGCCUCCCCUCACAUCGCCUCCCCUCACAUCGCCUCCCCUCACAUCACCUCCCCUUACAUCGCCUCCCCUCACAUCGCCUCCCCUCACAUCGCCUCCCCUCACAUCGCCUCCCCUCACAUCGCCUCCCCUCACAUCGCCUCCCCUCACAUCGCCUCCCCUCACAUCACCUCCCCUCACAUCACCUCCCCUCACAUCGCCUCCCCUCACAUCGCCUCCCCUCACAUCGCCUCCCCUCACAUCGCCUCCCCUCACAUCGCCUCCCCUCACAUCGCCUCCCCUCACAUCACCUCCCCUCACAUCACCUCCCCUCACAUCACCUCCCCUCACAUCACCUCCCCUCACAUCACCUCCCCUCACAUCACCUCCCCUCACAUCGCCUCCCCUCACAUCGCCUCCCCUCACACCGCCUCCCCUCACAUCGCCUCCCCUCACAUCGCCUCCCCUCACAUCGCCUCCCCUCACAUCGCCUCCCCUCACAUCGCCUCCCCUCACAUCGCCUCCCCUCACAUCACCUCCCCUCACAUCACCUCCCCUCACAUCACCUCCCCUCACAUCACCUCCCCUCACAUCACCUCCCCUCACAUCACCUCCCCUCACACCACCUCCCCUCACAUCGCCUCCCCUCACAUCGCCUCCCCUCACAUCGCCUCCCCUCACAUCGCCUCCCCUCACAUCGCCUCCCCUCACAUCACCUCCCCUCACAUCACCUCCCCUCACAUCACCUCCCCUCACAUCACCUCCCCUCACAUCACCUCCCCUCACAUCGCCUCCCCUCACAUCACCUCCCCUCACAUCGCCUCCCCUCACAUCGCCUCCCCUCACAUCACCUCCCCUCACAUCACCUCCCCUCACAUCGCCUCCCCUCACAUCGCCUCCCCUCACAUCACCUCCCCUCACAUCGCCUCCCCUCACAUCGCCUCCCCUCACAUCGCCUCCCCUCACAUCACCUCCCCUCACAUCACCUCCCCUCACAUCACCUCCCCUCACAUCACCUCCCCUCACAUCACCUCCCCUCACAUCACCUCCCCUCACAUCGCCUCCCCUCACAUCGCCUCCCCUCACACCGCCUCCCCUCACAUCGCCUCCCCUCACAUCGCCUCCCCUCACAUCGCCUCCCCUCACAUCGCCUUCCCUCACAUCACCUCCCCUCACAUCACCUCCCCUCACAUCACCUCCCCUCACAUCACCUCCCCUCACAUCACCUCCCCUCACAUCACCUCCCCUCACAUCACCUCCCCUCACAUCACCUCCCCUCACAUCACCUCCCCUCACAUCACCUCCCCUCACACCACCUCCCCUCACAUCGCCUCCCCUCACAUCACCUCCCCUCACAUCGCCUCCCCUCACAUCACCUCCCCUCACAUAACCUCCCCUCACAUCACCUCCCCUCACAUCACCUCCCCUCACAUCGCCUCCCCUCACAUCACCUCCCCUCACAUCACCUCCCCUCACAUCACCUCCCCUCACACCACCUCCCCUCACAUCGCCUCCCCUCACAUCACCUCCCCUCACAUCGCCUCCCCUCACAUCACCUCCCCUCACAUCACCUCCCCUCACAUCACCUCCCCUCACACCACCUCCCCUCACAUCGCCUCCCCUCACAUCACCUCCCCUCACAUCGCCUCCCCUCACAUCACCUCCCCUCACAUCACCUCCCCUCACAUCACCUCCCCUCACACCACCUCCCCUCACAUCGCCUCCCCUCACAUCACCUCCCCUCACAUCGCCUCCCCUCACAUCACCUCCCCUCACAUCGCCUCCCCUCACAUCGCCUCCCCUCACAUCACCUCCCCUCACAUCACCUCCCCUCACAUCACCUCCCCUCACAUCACCUCCCCUCACAUCGCCUCCCCUCACAUCGCCUCCCCUCACAUCACCUCCCCUCACAUCACCUCCCCUCACACCACCUCCCCUCACAUCACCUCCCCUCACAUCGCCUCCCCUCACAUCACCUCCCCUCACAUCGCCUCCCCUCACAUCACCUCCCCUCACAUCACCUCCCCUCACAUCACCUCCCCUCACAUCACCUCCCCUCACAUCACCUCCCCUCACAUCGCCUCCCCUCACAUCACCUCCCCUCACAUCACCUCCCCUCACAUCACCUCCCCUCACACCACCUCCCCUCAUAUCGCCUCCCCUCACAUCGCCUCCCCUCACAUCGCCUCCCCUCACAGCACCUCCCCUCACACCGCCUCCCCUCACAUCACCUCCCCUCACAUCGCCUCCCCUCACAUCACCUCCCCUCACAUCGCCUCCCCUCACAUCGCCUCCCCUCACAUCACCUCCCCUCACAUCGCCUCCCCUCACAUCGCCUCCCCUCACAUCACCUCCCCUCACAUCACCUCCCCUCACAUCACCUCCCCUCACAUCACCUCCCCUCACAUCGCCUCCCCUCACAUCGCCUCCCCUCACACCACCUCCCCUCACAUCGCCUCCCCUCACAUCACCUCCCCUCACAUCACCUCCCCUCACAUCACCUCCCCUCACAUCACCUCCCCUCACAUCACCUCCCCUCACAUCACCUCCCCUCACAUCACCUCCCCUCACAUCACCUCCCCUCACAUCACCUCCCCUCACAUCACCUCCCCUCACAUCACCUCCCCUCACAUCACCUCCCCUCACAUCACCUCCCCUCACAUCACCUCCCCUCACACCACCUCCCCUCACAUCGCCUCCCCUCACAUCGCCUCCCCUCACAUCGCCUCCCCUCACAUCGCCUCCCCUCACAUCACCUCCCCUCACAUCACCUCCCCUCACAUCACCUCCCCUCACAUCACCUCCCCUCACAUCACCUCCCCUCACAUCACCUCCCCUCACAUCACCUCCCCUCACAUCACCUCCCCUCACACCACCUCCCCUCAUAUCGCCUCCCCUCACAUCACCUCCCCUCACAUCGCCUCCCCUCACAUCGCCUCCCCUCACAUCACCUCCCCUCACAUCACCUCCCCUCACAUCACCUCCCCUCACAUCGCCUCCCCUCACAUCGCCUCCCCUCACAUCGCCUCCCCUCACAUCACCUCCCCUCACACCACCUCCCCUCACAUCGCCUCCCCUCACAUCGCCUCCCCUCACAUCGCCUCCCCUCACAUCGCCUCCCCUCACAUCACCUCCCCUCACAUCACCUCCCCUCACACCACCUCCCCUCACAUCGCCUCCCCUCACAUCGCCUCCCCUCACAUCACCUCCCCUCACAUCACCUCCCCUCACAUCGCCUCCCCUCACAUCGCCUCCCCUCACAUCACCUCCCCUCACAUCACCUCCCCUCACAUCACCUCCCCUCACAUCACCUCCCCUCACAUCGCCUCCCCUCACAUCGCCUCCCCUCACAUCACCUCCCCUCACAUCACCUCCCCUCACAUCACCUCCCCUCACACCACCUCCCCUCACAUCGCCUCCCCUCACAUCGCCUCCCCUCACAUCACCUCCCCUCACAUCGCCUCCCCUCACAUCACCUCCCCUCACAUCACCUCCCCUCACAUCACCUCCCCUCACAUCACCUCCCCUCACAUCACCUCCCCUCACACCACCUCCCCUCACAUCGCCUCCCCUCACAUCGCCUCCCCUCACAUCACCUCCCCUCACAUCACCUCCCCUCACAUCACCUCCCCUCACAUCGCCUCCCCUCACAUCGCCUCCCCUCACAUCACCUCCCCUCACAUCACAUCCCCUCACAUCGUUCCCCCAACACAUCGGCUCCUUAUCACAUCCGCCCUCCAUCACUUUGCCCCACCUCACAGACUCCUCUCACAUCACUGCUCACCUCCCCCUCACAUUGCCUCCCUCACAGCUAAACAUUGGGAAAAAAAAAAGAAGAGUCUAGAGAAAAAAUAA